This is a messenger RNA of Drosophila innubila, 2217 nucleotides long. It is a transcript of the gene nis, whose product is annotated as translation initiation factor IF-2. The transcript has 2 exons. Bases 49 to 1974 code for a protein of 641 amino acids. The record is from RefSeq and is a predicted model, not a curated record. Lineage: Eukaryota; Metazoa; Arthropoda; Insecta; Diptera; Drosophilidae.
CGAAUAUACAUUUGAAGAUAUAUUAAUAUAUAAUAAGUUGUGGGUUAUAUGAUGAUAGAUUUCACUUACAAGGAUCUUAUAGACGUGGCCAUUGGCUCACCGGAAUCGGGUCACGUAAACUUCUAUGCUCUCCAUGUGCUGCUCUCGAACUUUGCGCAGAAACUGGAGUGUCUGGACGAGGUUGUGGAACAGGAUGAUUACUUGUUGGCCAACAUGCGAUUUCAGAGCAGCCUGAUUGGCAAGUCUUCCAGAUAUCGUCUGCACGCUGGUGGUGAUGAUGAAGAAGUUCCGACUGAGGUGCCCAGCGAGCCGGUACCUCCGCCUGCAAAUCCAGCAGCAGAGCCUGAUGCAGCUGCACCACCGCCAGAGGCACCACCAGCAGCAGCUGAGGAGACAGCAAGUGCCUCACCAGCUGCAGCGGAGACGGAUGUCGCUCCGACUCCUGUGACUGAAGCACCGUCGGCACAGGCGACAACUCCAGCACCCGAGGAAGCGGAGCCAGUGCCUAACCCGACACCACAGCCGGAACCGGAGGCGGAACCAGCUACAGCAACCGCCUCACCGCCUCAGAUUCCCUCUCGUGCCUCCUCGCGCACCUCGAAGCUGGAUAAGACACCAUCGCGAGCUGAAGGUUCCAUGAUUGGUUCCCUGGCAAAGCUGGAGAGACGCAUCUCCAAAGUAGAGCUGCAAAAGGAGCAGAAGGAAGUGGAGUUCCAGAACUACUUUACAGCUAUGACGGGACAAUUGAAGUUGACCAUGGAGCAGCUAAACAAUGUGACCCACUUGGUGCUCGAUCGCAAACCAAAUCCGGAUCGAAUGAAGCUGCUGCGACACAUUGCACGACAGUUGCGGGUCCUGAUGCGUGUGGCGGAUGACGAGGUGUCCAUCAGCUGGAGCAGCGGCGAGGCAGUCGUCGAGGAGCUGGAGAACGAGGAAGAGGAGGAAGGGGAGGAGUCUGCCCCGGAAGAGUCCAGUACGGUCACAGAGGUGGCCAAGCCGGAGGAGGAACUGGAACUGGAACAACAUCUGUGCUACUCCCCGGAACGCAUGCUACAAGAACUCCUGGAGCUCAAAUCUGAGUUCUGUUCCCUCACCAACAAGGUGAACGAACUGGCCGCCGAACUCCUUAAGCAGGAUGCCAAACGUUUGAUGGAAAUGAUGCAGGACAUGCAGAUGACCGUGCGGGACGUGAAGCUGGGAGCAGCCUCCAAUAACGAGGCAAACCAAGGCAUGCAAACCAAGUUGAACACUGCUCUCCACCAGAUCUCUUCAUUAAAGAACUCGGUGGCUCAUCUGGAUGACAUUAAGAUUGAUAAGGCGGAUGUGGAGCUCCUGCUGGCCGAGAAGGUCGACUUUCCACAGCUGGCGACAAAGGUGUCCCUGGAGCAGCUGGAGGAGUAUAAAGAGCGACUUGAGAAGCAAUUCUGCGAAGUGCGUUACAUCAUCAAUGUCAACGAGAAGAACGUCCUGCAAAUCAUUGACGGACUCCGCAUGACCCUCGGCAUUGACUCCCUCGAGUUGAGUCUUAAGGAUUUCCGGGAAAUGAUCGAGAAGCGAGUCGCUCUCAUUGCCGAGGCCCUGCACAAGUAUAUGGAGAUGACGAAUGAUGACUGUGCUGCAGCUGCUGGACGAGUCAAGGUCAUGCAGGAUCUAGCCUGCAUCUCCUGCGACACUCCCUGUGUCAUGCGCACCAUGGAGCGCUCCAAGCUGCCCGUUCCCGCCUCUGCCCAUGCCUCAACGAGCCUUGGUCCCUUGGUCACCUAUGAACUGGGCCAAAUCCGUAAAUCCGGCAUCAUGGGUUACUAUCGCAAGGAUGAGUUCCCCCAUUCUACCAAUGCCUGGACCCAAGGACUCGGCACAGUGCCUGUCAGCAAAUGUGUGCCACGUCAUGCCGGAGGACUUCACACCAUUCACACCGCCGAUGAGCACAUGCAGAAGGUUGUGCUCUCCAAGAAGAAUACGGGUUGGGUUUAGGCCUCAGUUUCGGGCCAGUUGGACAUGUCUAUAUUCUAGUUAGAACUGCAAGUAUCUUUACUUUAAAUUUAUGACAAUUCAAUGAAAAUCCACCAAGUGCAACAGAUUGCUAAAUGGGAGUUAUGUUGCCUCCCUGUGGCCCAAUCUCAAGUCUUGAACAAAAACAAAAAAUAAAAUACUCUUUGGAAUAAUUUAAACGUGAUGUGUUACCAAAAUAAUAAAUCCUCAAUUACAAACACUUAA